AUGCCUCUACCGCGCCGCCAAAACUCAGCAUCCGCAGACGAGGCCUGGCAGGUCCUCGUACUGCGAGCCACGCAAUGGCAGCACCUGCGGCCAGAAAAGGCGUGGCGGCCCAUCAUCUCGCUCGCUCUUGAUGCGCCUUCGUUCUCCGCGUCCAACGCUCAUGAUCUACUCCUCGGCGCCGACGGCCAAAAUCCGAAUCUGCGGAUACCAGCUGUGCUUCCUCCCGACACGCAUAGGCGCUCGACAUUAGUCCUGAGCGUACACUAUCAAGCAUCGGGCAAAAGCACUGGCAAAGGCCGUAAACGCCGACGGUUACUUGGGUCCACGAAACUUCCACUCUGCGAUGCGCUGGAAAGGCAGGCCGGCGCGGUAGACCGGUGCUGUGAGGUUAAAGUUGCGCCUGGUCUUGGAGCUGGAGGAAAGAAGAAGGGAAGUGGGAAUGGGGUCAGGAUGAUGAGCGUGUUCUUGAGGGUGCGCCCGCCGAUGGAGAGCGCCGGCGAGGGGAGUGAGACGCUUGUUGAGUCGCGCAACGAGUCUCCAUUCGCGGAUAGUACCGACUCGGGCGCCACAGACUCAGAUGCAGACUCAGUCGCUGGGCCCAGUGAUGUCGAACGUCCACCACUCGACCUAUCACCACCUUCAGGCCUACGCCAUCGCAAGCGGCGCAAAGUCAAGGGUUUCUUCUCAGACGACGAGUCCUGUUCAGUUUCCUGCUCAGACUCGGACUCCGACGGCCCUUCUCCCCGUACCCCUACAUCUACCCGCUCCCGCUCUCGUACACGCUCGCGUUCAGCUUCACGCGUCAAAAAUGGAUUGCUCGAGCCCGAAUUCAUCGAAAUGGAAGUCUACCCUGAUCAGAUCUCGCCGUCGCUUCUCCCGCGUGUGAAUACUGUCACCUCGACGACAUCAGUCCAGUCCCGUCUAUCCGUGGCUUCGGUAUCGUCAAGGCUCAGCGGGGCGUACGACGCGGUUACUUACUACCGCGAACUACGCGAGGCAAACCACGAUGCACUGGUUGAGGCCGUACUAGCUCGGCUUACCAGGGAGUGGCAGUAUGUCGGCGCCACAUUACUGGCAGUGGCAGCACUGGACACGACCGUCUUUGGCUUCAGCUCCGGCACACUCUUCGGGAUGGACGGCUUCGCUCUACGAGCGCUCACAGUCUCCGCCAUCGCGUCCGCGCUAGGUCUUGCGCUCGAUGCAGGCUUACUAUUCUUCUACCUCGGCGCGGACGCACAGAAGUUCACGGCCCUCGCUCAAUCGAUGUACCCAUCCUACUUCUACUUCGCCCUCACAUCCCGCCUCCCACUCUUCUCAGCACUCAUCUCCCUCCUCGCCCUAGCCGCAUUCCUCCUAGCAGUCGCAUUCGCUGCAUGGCCCUCAGCUGUGCUGGCAGCAUGCGGAGUUUCAGGCAUACUCGUCGGCCUGCAAUACGUCGUCAAAGCCGGUGAACUUGUCGGGCGGGCUGUGGGGAGCGGUGUGCGGGGUGUGCGCGGGAUUGCAUUUGUGUAUGCCGCGCGGGAAGAUGCUGAGGCGCGGUCGCCGUCUAGCACGGGGGCAGAGAUGGCUGCUCCGGGUGUUGCGGUGCCUGCGAGGGCGGGUGGGGCGCCGCCUAGGCCGCCGAGGGCGCCUGAGCGGGGGAGGACGGGGCAGAGUGUUGAUGUAAGGGAGACGAGGGAGGGUGUGUGGGUCGAUUGUCGGCCGGGUUCGGGUGCAUGA
Peniophora sp. CBMAI 1063 is the source of this 1719-nucleotide messenger RNA. The record is from the annotation of a GenBank genome assembly. NCBI's taxonomy places the organism in Eukaryota, Fungi, Basidiomycota, Agaricomycetes, Russulales, Peniophoraceae.